GAGAUUUAACCAGUGCAGACAGAUGACAGCUCCUUUAAAGCUUCCUGUGAAUAAUCAGGAUGGUUUCGAGCUUGAGGAAAUACAGGACCAUGUGUCUGAUGACAGCAUCCCAAAACCAGUGAUGGACAAUCCACCCAGAAAGAUGCCAGGCAAGUCACCUAGUGGGGUCUGUAGACUGAGCACCAUCUCAGAGCAAGACCCAGAUAAGCCGGACACUGAUCCCAGUUCCCAUGAUCCCCCAGGUGGCAGUGAAUGGCGUGGAUCCAGCUUCUCCACGUGUUCUGACAAGAUCAGGAACAGCAGCAGUCGUUUUUCCUCUGAUGAGUCAUACCAGCCCGAAGGUGGAGAUGACUGCGCAGGUCUUCUUCUCGCCUGUCUGCAUUGUCGUUUCCACGAGUUGAUGGUCCUCCUACCGGAUACGUGUGAAAGAGCUGUGAGCCGCUGUUUUCCCUCAUACAAUUAUAUCACGGCUUCCAGUGAGCCAGAGCAGCAGGGGAAGGACUGCUGCAACUACAAGCUGGAGCUGGACUGUAACUGCUGUGGCUCCUGUCAGGAUGCAGGAGAACUCAUAGAGCUGGCCAUGGAGAUAUCAGAGGUCUGCUAUCGCUGAGAAACUCCUUCUCUGCCUUUCACCUCAAAAACAAACUUCAAACAAAAUCACAAACAUUAUAAACUUGAAUGCUCGACAAACAGAAAUACUGUUUCAUCUUAUUCACAUUUAUGUAUGUAAAAUAAAUUGCCUGCUUUUGCCUGUUUUGAUAUUCACCUCAUGGAAAUUCACAUGAUCUUUAGUUUGUGUGCCUCAACAUUAUUCACGACUGCCCCCCUUCAAAACCCUGUAGAGCUGAUUGUUAUAAUAAAAGACAAGAAUAGCUCAUUUGUUGUUACAGCCACAUU
Messenger RNA from Epinephelus lanceolatus (giant grouper), 897 nucleotides. Lineage: Eukaryota; Metazoa; Chordata; Actinopteri; Perciformes; Serranidae. The record is from RefSeq and is a predicted model, not a curated record.